Molecule: messenger RNA, 1419 nt
Organism: Prorocentrum cordatum
Lineage: Eukaryota; Dinophyceae; Prorocentrales; Prorocentraceae
Source: the annotation of a GenBank genome assembly
UUCCGCCUUUGCUGCAAAACAAAAUCAAAAACGAUCACGAUACACGACAUCACACAAAAAACAAAAUUUAGUUCGUGCCAUGCAGUUGCUUGUAUCUCAUACGCCGUGAGUAGGAUACUACGGGAUCGCGAGUCCCAGGAGUGAUCACUACACCCACCUUGGACAAUGUGGGCAACAAUCGCCCACUCGCUGCAGAGACAACAUAAGAAUCACGAACACGAAGAUGACGAUCGGAAGAAAGGGGAGCCAGGUGAUAGGAUAAGACAUUCCCUCGGACCUUCGAGCGGUUAUGUCUACACGUGCUGUUUUUUGCUCCUCGACCGCAGAUGCGGAGGAGCUCGGGGACAGGCUCGGUAGCGUGGCCCCCAGCUGAGCCCGCAGCUGCGACGCGCCCACGAAACGGCGCCCUACCGCGCAGGCCCGUAACAUUCCCCCGCGCGGUCCAGAUAAUAGAAAAGGGCCGGAGGCAGCUCCCAAGCAGAGGCGGCAGCAGCGCGCGAGUGCCGCGGGAAGACCCGGGGAGGUGCCCACGUCGUGUGGCGGUGCGCGCAUGUCGGGUGGCGCAAAGGGGAACGACCACCGGCAUUGAACGAACAUGACGUCGGAGGCCCUGAAGAGUUCUGCAUGUGGCAGCAGCGGGCCCCGACGUCUCUGUCCCCAGAGGCACACCUGGGCUGCCGCUGCCGCGGCCGGGCCAACUGCGAGACGCGGCGCCAUGCUGCCGCUAGUCAAUGUUUGUGCUUGCCUUGGCGGCCCCCCCCUCGCGCCACCACGUCGUCGGCGCCGCUGAGCUUGCCCGCGGCUCGCUCCUCUGACGCGUGCACAGCCCGACAGCGCAGGCAGAGAGCUCAGGAGGACCCCAACCAGGGCCACAGCGCGGGGCGUAGGCUCGUCGUCUCAGGGUAUGGCGGCCUGCGAACGGGUCCGACUGCAAAACCCCGUCGGUGGCCCCAGUGCGGCGCCCGUGCGCGCGCGCACGGAGCAGGAGAAGCGCAGGACGGGGGAGCGGUGCAGAAACGAAGGCCUGGUCGACCGCGUCGCCUCUGCAGCUCGGGAACAAACUUAACAAACCAUGAUGCGGCGGCACUGGGCGCGCAAGGGCGGGCUGCAACGCGCGAGCGGAAGGCAACUCUGCUUCGAGCGGAGGGCCCCGCUCGCGGCCCGCGGCGGCCGCUCGGCAAGUUCGCCUGCGAAGGCCCCUCUGCCGCGGCCUCCUGGGGAAGCAAAAGGCACCGAUACCGUCGAGUUUGAUUUGGGAGGGCACGCGGUAUUUAACGAUCUUGAUCCUCUCAGCCUCCUGCCCGGGGCGCCCGCGCCCAGCGCGUCACGGGCCCGAGGGCAGCGCCUCGGGAGGCGGCGCCGGCGGCCGGCGGACUCCCCCUGACCCUCGCCGUCGCUCUCGUCGUCAGCCUCCUCCUC